Messenger RNA from Leptopilina heterotoma, 1972 nucleotides. It is a transcript of the gene CCT8, whose product is annotated as T-complex protein 1 subunit theta. Gene Ontology annotation, cellular component: chaperonin-containing T-complex. The record is from RefSeq and is a predicted model, not a curated record. NCBI's taxonomy places the organism in Eukaryota, Metazoa, Arthropoda, Insecta, Hymenoptera, Figitidae. Gene Ontology annotation, molecular function: ATP binding; ATP-dependent protein folding chaperone; ATP hydrolysis activity. Gene Ontology annotation, biological process: protein folding. The transcript has 5 exons. The coding region runs from base 103 to 1743 and encodes 546 amino acids.
CUAAUUAUUUUCAGUUUCCCUGGUUUCGCUAGAGAGAAAGUAUUUAAUAUACUCGUGAUAUUUAGAUCUUUUGAAAAAUUAUUCACAUUUUUUAAAUAAAAAAUGGCUUUACACGUUCCAAAAGCGCCUGGUAUGGCACAAAUGUUGAAAGAUGGUGCUAGAUAUUUCACCGGACUGGAAGAAGCAAUCUAUAGAAAUAUAAAUGCUUGCAAACAAUUCGCUCAAUCUGUACGUACUGCCUAUGGACCAAAUGGAAUGAAUAAGAUGAUUAUAAAUCAUAUUGAAAAACUAAUUGUCACGAGUGAUGCGGCUACAAUUAUAAAGGAAUUAGAAGUUGAACACCCGGCUGCAAAACUUAUGGUACUUGCCUCUGAAAUGCAGGAAGCUGAGGUUGGAGAUGGUACAAAUUUCGUCGUUAUCUUUGCUGGUGCACUUCUCGAAGCUGCUGAAGAUCUCCUACGAUUGGGUAUCACAACAUCUGAAAUAGUUGAAGGCUAUGAGACGGCACUUGAAAAAUCUCUUGAAAUUCUCCUCCAGCAAGUUGUUUUUGAAGUGAAAGAUCUUCGUGACAUGGAUCAAAUUAAAGGGGGAAUUAAAACCUCUGUUAUGAGCAAACAAUACGGACGAGAAGAAUUUCUUACUUCGCUUAUUUCACAAGCCUGCGUUUCCAUUCUAACAGGAAAUUCUCACUUUAAUGUGGAUAAUGUUAGAGUUUGCAAAAUUAUUGGUUGUGGAAUUCAGUCUUCACAGAUUGUUCAAGGAAUGGUUUUCAAGCGUCAAGUUGAGGGUGAUGUUUCGAAAAAGACGAAUUGCAAAAUUGUUGUUUACACUUGUCCGGUUGAUAUUACUCCCACUGAAACAAAAGGAACUGUUUUGAUUAAAUCAGCUGAUGAACUUUUAAAUUUCUCACGGGGAGAGGAGUCAAUGCUCGAGGCUCAGAUUAAAUCGAUUGCAGACUCUGGAGCUGAAGUAAUUGUUUCAGGAGGAAAAGUUGGCGAUAUGGCUCUACAUUACAUCAACAAGUACAAUUUGAUGGCUGUACGACUUCCAAGUAAAUUUGACGUAAGGAGACUUUGCAAAGCUGUCAACGCCACAGGGCUUACAAAAUUGACGCCACCCACUUCAGAAGAGUUGGGAUUUGCAAGCAGUGUUCACAUUGAUGAAUUGGGCGAUACAGCCGUUGUCGUUUUCAGCGUGGAAGGAAAAGACAGUCGUAUUAGCACUGUGGUGGUUCGUGGAUCCACUGAAAACUAUAUGGACGACAUUGAACGGGCUAUUGACGAUGGGGUCAAUACUUACAAGGGAAUGACCCGAGACGGACGUUUCGUGCCAGGUGGAGGAGCCACCGAAGUUGAAUUAGCAUUUCAAAUAGCCGAAUUUGCGAAUACUUUACCUGGUCUUGACCAGUACGCUGUGCGUAAGUUUGCUUCGGCUUUGGAAGUUUUUCCCAAGAUUUUGGCUGAAAACAACGGCAGCCAACCGUCAGAACUUCUUUCGAAACUUUACGCAUCUCACAAGGAGGGAAAUAAAACUUAUGGUUUUGACAGCAGUGAAGGAACCGGAGAAAUGGUUGAUUCCGUGAAAGCAGGAAUUUUAGAUUUGUACUUGACAAAGCAGUGGGCUCUAAAGUAUGCUGUAAAUGCAGCCUGUACAAUUCUCAAAGUGGAUCAAAUUAUAAUGGCAAAACGAGCAGGAGGACCGAAACCGAGAAGUGGUGGAGGUCACAACAGUGAUGACGAGUAAAAGUGAUCCACAAAAAACUUUAAUUCCUAAUCGUUUAGUUUAUAUUUUUUAUUCGUAAUGUUUAAGAUCAUUAAUUUAAAAUUUCUUCUGAAACCAGUUUGUCAUUUAACUUUUUUUUAUAAUGAAAUUCAGCACUGCUUCCCAUUUAAUUAAAUAAUCUUGCGAAAUUUAAAUCACUAAUAUUAAUUCAAAUAAAAAACUAUGCAAGUACAAUUUUAUAGAAUAAAUC